AAAUGGAACAUGAAUAAGAAGAAUAGGAGCUUUGUUCUCUGACAAAGGGCGGCAGAUCAGAUCUAACGUAAGCCUGCUGUCAGACUCGUGAAAGGACUAUAUUUUAACUCCUAUUUUUUACUAGUGAACAAGAUAAAGAUGUGAUGGACUCCAACAGAGAGAGCUCAAAUCAUGAAAAUGACACACAUAAUGAUGCAACACAGUUCAGAGUGACCUAUGCUCAAGGCAGAAACUGGAAAGGGGGGGGUCAUGAUAAGAAUGAGGAGUUCAACAAAAAGAGGUGUCCUCGGAAUCCAGGAAGAGUGAAAAGAGUCGUGUCCUGCAAGAGGAAAACCCAUCAUCUGACUGCGGCUCGGAGGAAGCAGCUCAGCUCCGGGAGGACCGGUGAUGCUGCAAACAAGGAAAAUGAGAUGCAGGACACUGAGCAGGACAGAUUACAUAUGGAUCCCUGGGACUUCCCUCUAAGUUUCAGUGAUGAUCAGAAGUCCUGCACAACUGACCCUGGACAGAUCAAUGUCUGCACACUCACUGAGCUCUCAAAGGAUCAUGAAAUGAUGACUCGCGUGCUGUUUGGAAGAAAUCUGAGACUAAGAGUGGCUUUUACACUGUGGCAGAGAAAUGUUGGGGAGCUCUUAACGUACUUUCUCAGAAUCCAAGACACUGGAGUGUUUGUGGAUUUUCUCCCUCUGAUAAUCAAAAGCAUUGAGGAGCAGUCUCCCUCCAUGACGAUCGGAUGCUGCGUGGACUUUUUCCCUCUGGUUACAAAAGUCCUCAAGAAUCCAUACGAGGAGCAUCUCAUGGUUGGCUUAAAGUGGGUCAGUUCAGUUUUGAGGAACUGGUCAAGGGAACUGAGAGCGAGUGGCUUCGGAGGAGCAGCUGACCCCCUGUUAGACCAAAACUACAGAGUUUUCAAUCAGCAGUUACUGAAGUUAUGGUACGAGGAACCUUUCUUGAAAUCUCUCCCGGGAGCUGCAGGAGACCUGGCGAUGGUCAUCGACUCCUUUCUGUCCCAACUGACGUGACAGAAGGUGAAGAUAUAGAGAACAUCUUCUCCUCAAUAUUUAACUUUGAUUUUAUUUCCAUAAUUAUGUAUUGAUAGAUUUAUUUGCGAAGAGACCCAAUCACAAUAUACAAAAGAUGAAACUUCACAUUAAAAGAAUUGGGAAGCUUUCCAAAUUGUCGAAAAUAGUUUUCUUCUGGUUUUCUCUGACAUGUGCAAAUUUAAAGCCUUGAUUAUCUGUUGUAAACUCUUCUUAAUCCCACUUUCAGAACCACUACUUCAAGAAAGUGCAAUGUCUUUAUAGUUUUAAAGUGUAGCUCAGGGGUGUGCAAAGCAUUUUAGUUGAGAGGUCAUAAAAAGCCCAAUUUCAUCUUGAGUGGGCUGGAUCAGUAAAAUAAUGCCAUAGUUGCCUCUAAAUUUAAAUUUUUAAGUUUUUCUUUGUUGUGGCGUAGAGUAUAUGUAAUGAGAGUGACUUGAUUUUCACAAAACUGCGCAAUUACUACCAACUAAAAUGACUGCAAUCUCAACAUGAAGCCAGUUUCAAUGAUGCCUUCUGGUGCAAAAUAAUGUAAAAUGUCAAAACAAAAAAAACAAAAAAAAACAUGUCUCCUUUAUGCAUGUUUUUAACAUGUUUGACACCUCUGGUGCAGCUUGAUUUGAUCAAGUACAAUGUAAAUAUCAAUAUCUUUAUCAGUCACUUUAUUGAUUUGUUGUGUCUGUCUCGUGAAUGGUUAAUAAAG
Salarias fasciatus (jewelled blenny) is the source of this 1740-nucleotide messenger RNA. RefSeq names its product KATNB1-like protein 1. The transcript is spliced from 10 exons. Gene Ontology annotation, molecular function: microtubule binding. Gene Ontology annotation, cellular component: nucleolus. The record is from RefSeq and is a predicted model, not a curated record. The coding region runs from base 144 to 1022 and encodes 292 amino acids. Lineage: Eukaryota; Metazoa; Chordata; Actinopteri; Blenniiformes; Blenniidae.